GCUGUAACAGUCUUGAAGUCAGCAUGGACAUGAAUUUGUCAGCGCGUUGUGCUUUGGUUCUUUUUCUGUUGGCAUUUGUAGAUUUGAAAAUAGUCUCUGCUACAGACAAGCCUGGAGUGUGCCCUCGAUGGGGCAUAGGGAUAUGUGUAGAGUCAUGUUCCAAUGACAGUGACUGCCCCAAUGAUGAAAAAUGCUGCUUCAAUGGAUGUGGUCAUGUCUGCAUUGCACCUUACACAGACAAGCCUGGAGUGUGCCCUCGUAGACGAUGGGGCAUGGGGAUGUGUGCAGAGUUAUGUUCCAAUGACAGUGACUGCCCCAAUGAUGAAAAAUGCUGCCACAAUGGAUGUGGGCAUGUCUGCAUUGCACCUUACACAGACAAGCCUGGAGUGUGCCCUCGUAGACGAUGGGGCAUGGGGAUAUGUGCAGAGUUAUGUUCCAAUGACAGUGACUGCCCCAAUGAUGAAAAAUGCUGCCACAAUGGAUGUGGGCAUGACUGCUUUGCACCUACACAGUGAAGCCCGGUCGCUGUGUCCUGCCCAAGGGGACCUACAUGUGUGCCGAGUACUGUUACAAAGAUGGCCAGUGCCCCGAGGAACAGAAGUGUUUCCGGAAAUGUUGAUUCUACGCCUGCAGUGAGCCAUUGAAGCUUUAUUGGAAAUUCUUAUUAGUUAUAAGAAAUAACUAGAAAAUUCUAAUUAUUACAUGUACAAUUAUGUCUAUGAAAACUGAUGACUUUAUGCAAUAAUAAAUAUGAAAAAUAAUCAUAGCUUUUAUGGAAACUGGACAAACUUCAUGGACGCUCUGUGAAUUGACAAACUCACGUGGAUUGCUGAAUUUGAAUAAAACCAGAUUU
Molecule: messenger RNA, 853 nt
Organism: Salmo salar (Atlantic salmon)
Lineage: Eukaryota; Metazoa; Chordata; Actinopteri; Salmoniformes; Salmonidae
Gene: pwap
Product: Perlwapin
Biological process (GO): innate immune response; antibacterial humoral response
Cellular component (GO): extracellular region
Molecular function (GO): serine-type endopeptidase inhibitor activity
Source: RefSeq, marked provisional